This is a messenger RNA of Ilyonectria robusta, 522 nucleotides long. RefSeq lists its product as uncharacterized. The record is from RefSeq and is a predicted model, not a curated record. NCBI's taxonomy places the organism in Eukaryota, Fungi, Ascomycota, Sordariomycetes, Hypocreales, Nectriaceae. Bases 1 to 522 code for a protein of 173 amino acids. The transcript has 3 exons.
AUGGCCCAUGAUACGAGACGGGGAGAGACAACAGCACCAACGAGCGGGGGCAGUGGCAGCGGCAGAAACGGAGAGCAACAAAGACGGAAGCAAGGACUAUCAAAAUUAGUUGUCGCAAGAUGCGGCACGCCCCUCACCCCCUUUGCGGGUAUUCCACUCUACUACACUACGGUACUCUACACCCUGCGACGAGUAAGCACACCUGGCUUCUUUUUUGACGACUACUACGUAGCGCGCGAGGGAGUGAAAUUGGUCCCCGGAGAGGAGGAGCUAGACGCGAGAGACACGCUACACACGCUACACACGCUACACAACACUCACUACACACACCAUACGGAGCUGGGACUGGCGCUGGGGGCAUCCGCAUCAGGUAACAAUAGCAGCGGCUUCAUCAGGGGGUCAGACAACGACGACGACGACGACGACGACGACGAAGGAAAGAAGAUGUGGUCAAGAGUGUUGAUUUUGACGCCCACGGUUGAUUAUGCAAAUCACCAACACCAACACCAACGCCCGAAAUGA